AGGGUUUCGGCCGUCGCUCCGCCUCUUCUCGGUAGGGUAUUGGCUUCUUCCUCGUGGAUCCCUAUUCUUUGGAGGGAACAGAAGCAGAGAUGUCUGCGAAGGAAGAAAACCGGAUCUUUGUGGGAGGCUUAUCGUGGGACACAACAGAGAGGCGGCUGGAGGCCGAGUUUAGUCGCUUCGGAAAGGUUAUCGAGACUCAAACCUCCUUCGUUUCUUGGCUUUGUGUGAAUAUCAAUCUCCGUUCCACUCUUUUGUGUAUGUGAGGAGGAGACGUGUUAUAUGUGUUCUUCAAGCUGGUAAGCAUAAAAGAAGGUUUGCUUUUUAUCUGGCUAUAUCAGUGAGCAGAUAUAGACACCUCUACUAGUUUGGUCUUUUUGGAGGAUAAUGCCAUCCGCUGCUGUCAUUUUGCCAUUGUUAUGAGCUUAGUGCUGGUUGAUGCCAUUGCAUGUCACUGAUAAGUUGCUUCUUUGAGGCUUGAAAGUCUUUGAGCCUUGAGAUCUUCAUAUGGAGCAGUCAAUCUUCAGUAGCCUGGAAGAGAUAAGUUGGGUUGAAUUGCUUGUUUUGGCUUUUGACAUUGACAGAUAGAUACUCUUCACUAAUAUUACAUCUAUGUCGUACCCUGAUGGCUUGCCCAUUUGAGACAGGUAUAUAAGGUAAUUCACCUUGCAUGCCCGUGGUGGUGAUGUAAGGCUUGUUUAUUGUUUGAUGAGAUGCUUGUUGGCCAAGACACUGUCUGAAAUGAAGUAUAUGUAAUCAAACGUUUGCUAGGUUCUUUCAGUUUCAGCUAUAUUUGUGGAUUAAUAUCAGCACCAUGCAGCAUUUUGAGGAAAGAUUAGGCUGCUUGGUUUAAUGUUCUCUGCUCUGCAUUGCAUAUCAAUGAAAAAUUUUAGUUUUGUGUAAGUCUUGUUUAGUACAAUUAGGCGCUUAAGUGAAACUUGGAAUUGAGAGGGAGUGGAUUUUUUGGAUAAUUGAUUUAUCUAUUAUUAUGCACCGAAAGGGAUAAAGGAUGCAUAAUGUGAAGGUUCAGGUGCAUGCUUGACCAUUUCUUCAGAUGGCUGGCCUCUCUCAGUACAUUGUGAGAAACUCGGCAGUCUCUGAUCUUUCAGCUGAGGAUUUUUAGAAAAUUCCAUGAUGCCUGUUAAACUGCUUAAGCGAUGAAUGGUUUCUUGGCAGCACUGAGUGAUGGCCUUAACAUUCCAUGUGUAUUCAUAAGCACAAUGUGCACCAGGGUGUUUGAUCUUUGUCAUAAUAAAUGUUGCAGACUUGGCACAUUGAUGGUUGAUCAACAUGCGCAUCGAUUGCAACUAUAACUUGCAUCACUUCUUUCUCUGAUGUAUAUCUCUCUCUUUCUCUUUAAUGUUCUUGUUAAAAAAAUUUCCUGUUAGUAUUUCUGGGACUAGGGCACAACUUUUCUCAAUGUAUGCCACUAAAUAUGAACAAUUAUUGACACUCUAAAGGCAUUUUACAAUUUGCUAAAGUAAAACUUAGGCAAGUGAGACAUUGGCCCUGUUGUUUGAAAGGCAAAUUGGCAGUAGAAAAUGAUUUUGGUGACAAUUUGAGAUCAUGGAACUGAGUAAAACUCCACUGGUUGUGGGAAGAUUAAUGGUUAAAUGUAUCCUUGCUGAUUUAGUUUUGGAUGGUAUUUGGUGAAAUGUUGUUUACGGGAUUGUAUUUGAGUUAGAAGAGGAAGAGGAACAAAUGGAACAGAUGGUUGUGUUAUACAAACUGUCAGAUAGAUGCUGUAUUUUUUGUUUGAUGGUAAAAGUUGCUUCAAAAUUGAUCACAGGGUCAGUCACAUCUGAAUUAUGGUGUCUUCUGUAGUCUUUUGAGAGAUCUGAAUGUACCUCUGGAGCUGCUCAACUAUUCAUGCUGCAGAAUGUGAUUCUCUACAUAUUGUUUGCACUAGAUUGCUGCAGUUGUUUUUUCCUAAGCAACAGAUCCUUUAUCAUGGAUUGAGAUUUGGAUGUGGAGCAGUUGUUAGAAUUACUCAGUUGAGAUGUUUGAGCCUGUUUGUUAUGGCUGCUGUUUCUGAAGUUAGUUUCAUUCAGCAAAGGUCGUGUUAAGGUUUGAAAGAAGGUGUUACAAGAAUUGAACCUUUUUAUCCCGUGAAGUGUUAAACUCAUUGUAACAAUAACAUAUCACCUGAGUUGAUGCUUGCUGUGUUUGCAAUAUCAAUUCACCAAUGAUUGCCUGAAUGGUUCUCUAGGACGUUUGUUUCACACCUGUUAUUGUUUGGUCGAAUUUUGCUUGUUACAUGGCCACUUGCUUGGAUAUAAGAUGAAGAUUUUGCUAUUUUCUGGAUAUUCGUGAAUGUCAGAUGUAUAUAUUAGGUAGGAAAAGACACUGCACGGAUUGCUUUAGUCAUAGUAGAUUGUGGCCUAUACAGAGAUCACAGUGAGAUGUCUGAAUGAGUCACAUGCAUGUUCGCAUAACCGGUACAUCCUGUUACUAUCAGGUCAUGCUGGAGAGAGAUACUGGUCGUCCUCGCGGGUUUGGGUUUGUGACAUUCUCUGAUCCACGUGCAGUUGAGGUUUCCAUCAGCGAGAUGCAUGAGCGUGAGCUUGACGGACGUGUCAUUUCAGUGAAUAAGGCUCAACCUAAGAUAAGCACAGAUGACUCUACCUAUGGCUACAAUGGUGGAGGAUACACUCCAGGAAGCAAAGGAGGUUAUCAUGGUAAUGAUGGUCCACCACCCGCAGGGCGCUCUGAUGAAUGCUUCAAGUGUGGACGACUUGGACACUGGGCACGUGAAUGCCCUUCAGCUGGGGGAAGUAGUGGCGGUCGAUUCCCUUCUCGUUCCAAGUUUGGUGGAGGUGGUGGCCGAGGGGAUCGAUUUGGUGGACCAGAUCGCUUGAGUGACCGAUAUGUGGAUGACCGUUAUGAUGGAGACCGAUAUGGGGACCGUGAUCAUAUUGACAGCAGGGACAGUCGAUAUAGUGGUGGUCGUGAUCGAUUUGACAAUGAUCGUGACCGAUAUGCCAAUGAUCGGUAUGGGCCUCCUGUGGAUCGUUUUUCUGGUGAUAGAUAUGGAGGGCGCCCUGAUCGGUACCCACAGAAUGGAUACAGCCGGGAAAGAAGCUAUGAGAAGGAUGUACCUCGUGGUGGUGGUGGCUAUGACAGAGAUGGAGGGUCAAGAGGUGGUGGUGGCUAUGAGAGGGAUGGACCUCGUGGUGGCGGCAGUGAUAGAUACGGGAGUGGUGGGCCUGCACGUUAUGAUGGUGGUGGAAGUUUCAGGAACAGGCCUGGGCCUUAUGAUCGGCCAAAUAGAGGCAGACGUCCAUCAUCCUAUGAUGUUCGCUACUGAUGCUUGUGUUGUUAACAGUCAAAACUGUAUUUGUUUUCCCGAACCUUAUGCUCUGGUAUUUUAGGAUAGCUCAUGGUAACAAUGCAGUGAUUCUGUUAAGACUCUGGGAUUGAAAAUCUAUGCUGUCCAUUUGCUGUGAAAUCCUCUGAAUCGAUCACUUAGCUUUA
Molecule: messenger RNA, 3471 nt
Organism: Musa acuminata AAA Group (dessert banana)
Lineage: Eukaryota; Viridiplantae; Streptophyta; Magnoliopsida; Zingiberales; Musaceae
Product: glycine-rich RNA-binding protein RZ1C-like
Exons: 4
Coding region: 2408-3304 (298 amino acids)
Cellular component (GO): nucleus
Molecular function (GO): mRNA binding; zinc ion binding
Source: RefSeq, a predicted model, not a curated record